CUCAUGUUUAACUUCAUCCCACGUUUUUCAUUUUCCUCCGUCAUUCUCAUUUCUUCCUUUUUUCCGGUGACCCUUUAAGCUUUUUCUCCUUGCCAAUAUUUGUUUGAUUCCGGCGUUUACAAAUCGCUCGAGGUUUGAGAUCGAAUCAUCGUGGUUGCUCCGCGGCUUUGUAUAACAUGGAGAGAGAUUUUCUCGGGCUGGGUUCAAAAAAUUCACCGAUCACUGUGAAGGAGGAAACCAGUGAAAGCUCCAGAGAUUCAGCCCCGAGUAGAGGAAUGAAGUGGUCAUUCCCAAACAAAGCCUGUGCUACCUCUUCUCCUCAGUUUCUAGCUUUCAGGCCAUCCCAAGAAAACAGACAUAGAAACCUUGGAAACUAUCAUCUGCCACACUCUGGUUCCUUCAUGCCAUCAUCCGUAGCUGAUGUUUAUGAUUCCUCCAACCGGAGCACUCCUUACAGUUCUGUCCAGGGAGUUAGGAUGUUCCCUAGUUCAAAACAACAUGAAGAAGCUAUCUCAGUUUCAAUGUCUAGGCCGGGUCUCCAGUCUCAUUAUGCACCAGGAGGAACAAGCUUCAUCAACAAUAGCGUAAACUCGCAACCUUUGGUAGGAGUUCCUAUCAUGGCACCUCCAGUAUCAGUCCUUCCUCCUCCAGGUUCCAUUGUUGGGACAACUGAUAUUAGAUGUUCUUCCAAGCCAUCAGGAUCAUCACCUGCUCAGUUGACCAUCUUUUAUGCCGGUUCAGUUUGUGUUUAUAAUGACAUAUCUCCUGAAAAGGCCAAGGCAAUAAUGUUACUUGCUGGAAACGGUUCCCCUAUGCCACAAGCCUUUUCACCACCACAAACUCAUCAACAAGUGGUCCACCAUGCUCGUGCCUCCGUUGAUUCGUCAGCUAUGCCUCCUAGCUUCAUGCCUACAGUCUCUUAUCUUAGCCCUGAAGCUGGAAGUAGCUCAAAUGGGUUCGGAGCAGCUAAAGCAGCAAGAGGCUUUACAACAACAUACCACAACAACCAAACUAACGCAUCCAAUAUCAAUUCUUCAGUGGUAGCUUCUUGUUCUGCCAAUGUACCUCAAACAGCAGUGGCUUUACCUCAGGCUAGGAAAGCAUCUAUAGCUAGAUUCUUAGAGAAACGCAAAGAAAGGGUCACAAGCCUAUCGCCAUAUUGCUUAGACAAGAAGUCAUCAACAGAUUGUCGCACACCAAUGUCUGAAUGCAUAAGUUCUUCUCUCAGCUCUGCAACCUAAUCUCAUUUGCAGUGAUACUCUGCUUUGCUUCCGACCAAUCCAGACCCAUAUUUUGGGGGUUUUUAGGUUAUUGUAUUUUUUGUUACAUAAUUUUCCUUUUUCUCCUUUCCUCUGGUUACGCUGAGUUUAUUCUUAGCUUAUACAUGUGUAACUUUUUUUUCUUCUAUCGCUACAUACACUGAGUUUCUUCAAUAGUUGUAUUACUUCGAUCAUCUUAUUUUGGCCGAAUGUAACAAUUACUUGGAAAAUUUGUAGAAAACGUUGGUUUCUUUA
Messenger RNA from Brassica oleracea var. oleracea, 1514 nucleotides. RefSeq names its product protein TIFY 6B-like. NCBI's taxonomy places the organism in Eukaryota, Viridiplantae, Streptophyta, Magnoliopsida, Brassicales, Brassicaceae. Gene Ontology annotation, cellular component: nucleus. The record is from RefSeq and is a predicted model, not a curated record. The coding region runs from base 177 to 1241 and encodes 354 amino acids. Gene Ontology annotation, biological process: regulation of jasmonic acid mediated signaling pathway; response to wounding; regulation of defense response. The transcript has 7 exons.